AUGAGCGCACUGCUUGUCGGUCUACUGUUUCUGUUUACUGUCCAUGUCUCCGCUCGAUAUCACCCCCAAAAUCCUGUGAAAAACAAUAAUGUGCUUAUGAGUAUGGAGCAAUUAGAUAACUGUGCAAACUGCAAGGGCAACGGUGAAGACUCAAGACCCUGCUGUUCGUCACCCUCGAAUAAGGCUGUUUUCUCACAACAGCUAGAUGACUGUCCGAAUUGUGAAAGCAAUGGUAGAGACCCAAGACCCUGCUGCCACCGCUCCAACAAGAUUGCUGGCAAAACCAAUAAUGUUCUUGCAGGCAUGGAGCAGUUAGCAGGCUGUGCGAACUGUGAGGGCAAUGGUGAAGACCCAAGACCAUGCUGUCACCACUCCAAACAAACUAGCAAAAAAGAUAACCUGCUUACAGACAUGGUAGAAAAAGAGCUAACUGACUGUGAAAAGUGCAAGGGUAACGGUGAAGACCCAAGACCCUGCUGUUCGUCACCCUCGAAUAAGGCUGUUUUCUCACAACAGCUAGAUGACUGUCCGAAUUGUGAAAGCAAUGGUGAGGACCCAAGACCCUGCUGCCACCCCUCCAACAAGGUUGCUGGCAAAACCAAUAAUGUUCUUGCAGGUAUGGAGCAGUUAGCAGGCUGUGCGAACUGUGAGGGCAAUGGUAAAGACCCCAGACCCUGCUGCCACGCCUCCAACAAGGCUAUUUUCUCAGGAUAG
Messenger RNA from Cryptomeria japonica (Japanese cedar), 714 nucleotides. RefSeq lists its product as uncharacterized. The record is from RefSeq and is a predicted model, not a curated record. Lineage: Eukaryota; Viridiplantae; Streptophyta; Pinopsida; Cupressales; Cupressaceae. Bases 1 to 714 code for a protein of 237 amino acids. The transcript has a single exon.